CAUACCCAUCUUAUAACCAGAGAACAUUAGACAGUAAAAAUAUUUUUCAGUGAAUAAUUGUGUUUGCUAUUGUCUAUUAUGGUAGCUGUCGGUUUUCUGUCAAUAUUAUAUCCAUCGGCUAUUUAUAAGGUAUUAACUACAUUUAUACACUUAUGGUAAUACGAUUAGGUACAUUUUGGUAUAGGGUUACAGAUUAUCUGUGAUAUAGGUAUAAAAUAGUACACAAAAAUUUUUAUAGUACCUAGCUAUAAUAAUAUCGUAGUAUUAUUUCUUACAAGUGUUUUAUAUAGUCGCUUCGUAAGUCAAUUUGAAAGCGUUUUAUUAUAAUAUGGGUAAAUAUCUAACCAGUAUAUCACUAGCUAUUGUAUAACAUUUUAUGUAAUCUGAGAGUAUAAAUGAUGAUAGCCAGACAACUAGCUGUUAAUAAUAAUAAAAAACAAAAACUAAAAUAAUAUACAUAUUAUUAUUAGGUAGUUUAUUGUUGUCGAGUUUAGGUGGUGCAUUGACUCGACGGCGUUAGUGGCUAGUGGACGUUGAUUAUAUUAACUUACCAUAUGUAUUACGACUGUUACAUACAUUCUGUAUCUAAUAGGUACUCUAAAGUAUAAAUCUUAAUAUUCAAUUAACUGCGAGCGUUGCCACAUGACACACUUAUAUAGUUUAUUGUGAUUUUCAAUCAAAUAAUAUGCAUCAUAAUAAUUUAAUUGCCAAUUCAUUCGUUAUUUGUUUUAUUCUCCUAUUCUCCGUAUCACAAUCGUUCAACCAAGAGGUGGGACCAAUUGUAAAAAUGACCAAUGGACAAGUGUGGCCGAAACCUGUGCUGCAACACAUCUACGAUGAAUACUUAACAUUUGAACCAGAAAAUUUUCAUUUCAAUAUAACAGGUUAUAGUUGUGACGAUCUUCAGGAUGCAUUUAAAAGGUAUAAUUCUAUGUUGUUUUUAAAAGCCACGAAAACAUUUAAGCAAAACACUAGUUUAUCUACGGACUUUAUCGUUGGCAAGAUGGGAGUGCUCAAUGUGCAGAUGACAAAUCCCUGUGAAAAUUAUCCUUCGUUGAAUAUGGAUGAAAAAUAUGAAAUCAAAAUAAAUAAUUUCAGUGGACUUUUACUUGCAUCGUCUAUUUGGGGUAUUCUCAGAGGUCUAGAAACUUUUUCUCAAAUGGUCUAUUUGGAAACGGACGGUUCGAAGUUUGUAAUUCGGCGCACGUCAAUAGUGGACUAUCCAAAAUUCAGGCAUCGUGGAUUUCUAUUAGAUACGUCUCGCCAUUAUUUCCCCAUCGAGUCAAUAACGAAAACUCUAGACGCCAUGUCGUAUUCAAAAAUGAAUGUGUUUCACUGGCACAUGGUGGACGACAACAGCUUCCCGUAUCAGAGCAGUGCUUUUCCAAAUCUGAGCGAAAGAGGAGCUUUCGGGAAAUCGGCCAUUUAUACGAAAGAUGACGUCAAACGUGUGAUCGAAUACGCAAAACUUCGCGGUAUUCGUGUUAUUCCAGAAUUCGACACCCCAGGACAUAUGUUAUCUUGGGGACUCGGCGGCAUUCCGGGACUACUAAUUGAGUAUUUUGGGACUAUCGACCCGACGGUCGAAGAAAACUACAAUUUUAUCAGGACACUAUUGUCGGAAGUCAGUGAAUUAUUCCAAGACAAUUACUUACACCUCGGUGGUGAUGAAGUAAAUAGUUCGUGUUGGUAAUGACA
Messenger RNA from Acyrthosiphon pisum (pea aphid), 1698 nucleotides. Its product is annotated as beta-hexosaminidase subunit beta-like. NCBI's taxonomy places the organism in Eukaryota, Metazoa, Arthropoda, Insecta, Hemiptera, Aphididae. Gene Ontology annotation, biological process: carbohydrate metabolic process; ganglioside catabolic process; glycosaminoglycan metabolic process. The transcript is spliced from 6 exons. The record is from RefSeq and is a predicted model, not a curated record. Gene Ontology annotation, molecular function: beta-N-acetylhexosaminidase activity. The coding region runs from base 686 to 1693 and encodes 335 amino acids. Gene Ontology annotation, cellular component: membrane; lysosome.